AUGAAAAUCACCCUCCCUGAAGAGUUGAUUCAAGUUAUUCUAUUGAGGUUGCCGCUGAGAAAUCUGUUGCACUUGAAACGUGUGUGUAAGUCAUGGCUUUCCCUCAUUUCCGAUCCUCAGUUCGCUAAAUCCCAUUUUGACUUAGCCGCUGAAUCCACCCACAAACUUCUUGUCAGGAUCAACAAUGAUCCCGGUUCGGACGUUAAUUUUGUCAACAUAGAGGAUGGUUCUGCGGAACCAGUCUAUAGCCUUCCAAAUCCAAAACCUAAUCAAAUUCAGAAACAUGAAUGCAUUCCCAGGGUAAAUGUUGUUGGUUCAUGCAGAGGAUUUCUACUCUUAACCACCGCAUCCUAUCCCUUCCUUUAUUUCCUCAUAUGGAAUCCAUCAACCGGUCUGCAGAAACGGUUCAAAAAAGUGUGGUUGAAGUUUUCAUAUGUAUGCGGCAUUGGAUAUGACUCAUCAACUGAUGACUACGUGGUUGUGAUGAUAACAUUGCCGAGAUCCCAAACCUCAUGCACUACAGAGGCCUAUUGUUUCUCCUCGAGGACCAAUUCAUGGAACUGCACUAUGAUCACCGUUCCAUCUACUACUAAUUACACAUUUGUGCAAGAUCAGUUUAAACAUGGAUUAUUCUUGAAUGGGGCUCUUCAUUGGUUGGCUUGCUCCGACUACAAUGACUGCAAAAUUAUUGCAUUUGAUUUGAUUGAAAAAAGCUUAUCUGAUAUUCCGCUGCCACCUGAAUUGGAAAGAAGCACCUAUUAUUUGAGGGCAAUGGGAGGAUGUCUGUGUCUCUGUGUUAAGGCUUUUGAGACCGCCCUGCCUACUGAAAUGUGGAUGAUGAACCAAUACAAAGUGCACUCAUCUUGGACUAAGACGUUUGUUUUUUCUUCCCAUGAAUUUCUCCCAAUAUGUUUCACAAAAAAUGGUGACAUUGUGGGACAAGACCGUACAGCUGUAAUGAGACUUGGAGACACCGGUACUGACGAAGGCGAGCUGCCUGAGCAUCGCACAUUUAAGCUGGGUGGUGGUGGGUGGGUAGAUUUCAGAUAUAGUUUACUAAACUAUGGCGUGCAUAGAGAGAGUUUGUUAUCACUUCCUUGUGACUUUGAGAAAUUAGAAAAGUAA
Messenger RNA from Glycine soja, 1125 nucleotides. RefSeq names its product F-box/kelch-repeat protein At3g23880-like. Gene Ontology annotation, molecular function: protein binding. The transcript has a single exon. NCBI's taxonomy places the organism in Eukaryota, Viridiplantae, Streptophyta, Magnoliopsida, Fabales, Fabaceae. The coding region runs from base 1 to 1125 and encodes 374 amino acids. The record is from RefSeq and is a predicted model, not a curated record.